Messenger RNA from Caenorhabditis elegans, 1671 nucleotides. RefSeq names its product Mitogen-activated protein kinase pmk-1 (gene pmk-1). Lineage: Eukaryota; Metazoa; Nematoda; Chromadorea; Rhabditida; Rhabditidae. The coding region runs from base 13 to 1146 and encodes 377 amino acids. The record is from RefSeq and is marked reviewed. Gene Ontology annotation, molecular function: ATP binding; MAP kinase activity; protein serine kinase activity. Gene Ontology annotation, biological process: p38MAPK cascade; response to reactive oxygen species; response to heat. Gene Ontology annotation, cellular component: nucleus; cytoplasm. The transcript has 4 exons.
GUAACGGAGCCAAUGUUUCCACAGACAACAAUGGAUCAUAUACUUCAUCCGACUCCACGAGAAGGAUACUAUGUCGUUGAGCUUAAUCGAAGUGUCUGGGUUGUUCCAAAUUAUUAUAUUAACUUGACUCCAAUUGGUACCGGAGCAUAUGGAACUGUUUGUGCUGCUGAAUGUACUCGCUCGGGGACUCGCGUCGCAAUCAAAAAAUUCAAUCGUCCAUUUCAAUCAAUAAUUCAUGCCCGUCGUACAUAUCGUGAACUCCGACUUCUUCGUUGUAUGUGUCAUGAAAAUAUAAUUGAUCUACUUGAUGUCUUCACUCCAAAUGAGAAUGUAAAUGAUAUCGAGGAUGUGUAUUUUGUAUCAAUGUUGAUGGGAGCUGAUCUAUCAAAUAUUCUCAAAAUUCAGCGACUCAACGAUGACCACAUUCAAUUCUUAGUCUAUCAAAUUCUUCGUGGACUCAAAUACAUUCAUUCUGCAGAUAUUAUUCAUCGAGAUCUUAAACCAUCAAAUAUUGCUGUUAAUGAGGAUUGUGAAUUGAAAAUUCUUGAUUUUGGAUUGGCACGUCAAACUGAUUCUGAAAUGACUGGAUACGUGGCAACAAGAUGGUACAGAGCUCCAGAGAUUAUGCUCAAUUGGAUGCAUUACACGCAGACUGUUGAUGUAUGGUCAGUUGGGUGUAUUCUUGCAGAACUUAUCACUGGAAAAACAUUGUUCCCUGGAUCUGAUCACAUCGAUCAAUUGACUCGUAUCAUGUCAGUAACUGGAACACCAGAUGAAGAAUUCCUUAAAAAGAUCUCAUCAGAAGAAGCUCGUAAUUACAUUCGAAAUCUUCCAAAAAUGACUCGCCGUGAUUUCAAACGUCUGUUUGCUCAAGCAACUCCUCAAGCAAUCGAUCUCCUUGAAAAGAUGCUUCACCUUGAUCCAGAUCGUCGUCCAACUGCAAAAGAAGCUAUGGAGCAUGAAUAUCUGGCUGCUUAUCACGAUGAAACUGAUGAGCCAAUUGCAGAAGAAAUGGAUUUGAAUGAUGAUGUAAGGGCAGAUACAAUUGAUGAAUGGAAGAAAAUUAUUUGGGAAGAGAUCAGUGAUUUCCAGAAAAACGUGGCAUUUGCUGACGAAGAGGAAGAUGAGGAGAAAAUGGAAUCGUAGCAUUGCUUUCUUUUUUGUAUAUCAGUUUUUCAAUUUAAUUCUUCAAAUUUUUCAAAAAAAAAAAAGCCAACUGAGACAUCUUACAAUCCCAAGGCAGUUUCUUGCUCUGAAAAGGUUAAUCUCACUUUCACAAUGUGCUAUCCCCCCACAAAAAUAAAAUCUUCCAAAACAAAACAAGGUAGCUCUAACUGAUUCGCUUAUAAUUUUAUUCUGUUUUCAAAUUUGUUUUAAAAAACCAAUUAGUAUUUUUGUUUCAAUUAAAAUUUCUUAAAUCAAAUUCUCCAGAUGUUUUGAUCUAUUAGGUGCUCGUUUCACCCCGCCCCUUGUUUUUUAUGAAGCCUGUAUAAGUGACCUUGGAAAUACACAACCAUCAAGCUUUUUAACUUUCAUUAUGGAUUUCGAGAAAUUUCAAAAUCUUGAUAGUUGAGUUUUUAAAUUUCUAAAGUCAUAUUUUCCCCCUUUUCAUUGCACUCUAUGUUUAUUUCGUUUUGUUCUCCAAUGAACUUGAUAAAAUCAUAAAAAUUA